Onthophagus taurus is the source of this 2735-nucleotide messenger RNA. RefSeq lists its product as uncharacterized. Lineage: Eukaryota; Metazoa; Arthropoda; Insecta; Coleoptera; Scarabaeidae. The record is from RefSeq and is a predicted model, not a curated record. Gene Ontology annotation, cellular component: cytoplasmic vesicle membrane.
UUUACGUCUUUUUUAGAGAUCUCCUUUCUUCAUGUUCUUCUUGGCAUCUUUGCAUAAACAUUGCAGGGCGACGCCACUGCAAUGCGCUGUGACGCCGGGCGUCGGUUUCAACUCAUCCCCCGCGCAGUUUCCACCCGUCAACCCCCUCGAUAAUUCGUCGGGGGCCACGAUGGCGCCACAGUAUCCGAUCGACAACAACGAAGUGAACGAAGGUGGUGGUUAUAUUUUCACGGGGAGACAAGAAUUAAUCAACAAAUAGGAUUCGGGAAGUCGUACGAAAAACACCGUAAAAAAAGUCUUGGUCGUCUCUAUAGCAACGUUUGGACCAACUACUGAAGGUGGUUUCAAAUUCACCCCCUCAUUUUCCAUGGUAGGGGAUCGUCGACGGGAAAACGACGAAACAGCGGAGUUCGGCGCCAAAUGUUUGCAAUCUGUAAACAAAACCUAGAUUUUCUUAUUCUUGAAGAUUGACGAAACCGGAAACCCACAAACAAAUAAAGCAAAAAGGAACCGAAUCGAAUAAAAUUUCUAAUAAUAAAGAAAAAACCUCGCUCAUCGAUUUUUUUAGACAAAUUUUUAUUAUUUUAUUUAGGAAAUUGUACGUGAAUGGCCAGAAUUUGUCGGGUACAACUGUGUUGUACUCAGGAAUCACGAACGUUACGUCUACUGCUGUACUCAUGACGACGCAAAUUUUAGUGAAAAGUUGCGAUGGUGGUCACGUGUGUCAUCCGCCGAAGGAAUGUUGUAAACAAGGAUGUUGUUAUUUGCCGGAUUACAACGUUUACAAACCUCCGGUUAUUCCAACCGGAAAUAUGUUUAAUCCCUUAUUUUUGGGUCAUUGGUAUUUUUGGGCGGCGAUUACGGCGACUUUAGCGGGAAUAGUAUGCGCUUGUUCGUUGUGGAAACGUCAUAACAACUCUUCCGGUUGUUGGUUUUUGUGUUGUCGCGAUUCCGGGAGGGAUGAACGGACGUCUCAACCAGAUUCGACUGGAUCAUGUUAUGCUCCGCCUCAAUACAGCAGAUGUAGUAGUUUUCAUCAAGCUCCUCCACCUUAUUCAGAGGUUGCUUCAAAACCGGAUCUUUAUCCUUUGGUGAUAAGUUACAAUGGUGAGCCAAUAAUAAAAAAUAACGGACAAUCAACUGGUUAUUUAAUGGUGCAAUAUUUUAGAAAUUUCAUUGUUAGACCAGUUGGAUCUCUUUCAGCAACGAGUACAAUUGACUCCUUAAGCUCUAGCUUUAUAUGUAACGCAACAAAUGAGGCCAAUAGUAUAAUUCCACCUCCGUAUUCUUGUACCGGGAGUUUAGAAGAGGUGAAUUCGAUAAAUAAUCAUUCGGUGGUGACGCAAAUUCCGGUUUCGACGACAUCAAACGAUCUUCGGCAACAACAACAACCAAAAACGAGUCCAAGUGUGCAUUCAUACGCAACAUCAACAAAUUUCGUUUGUACUUCUUCAACUUCAAGUAAUAAACCGGAAGUUACGUCAUCAAAUAAAGGAUUAGCAACGACAAUGGGAAAUAAGUCUGAUAAUUUUCAAUCGAGCACAAUUCAACAGCAGCAAGUUGUAGUCAAUAAAAAAUUGCAUAUUAACGGCGGUAUUGUUAAGAAUUCGAGCGUUGACUCGGAAAGUCAAGAAGAUGAUCAUAAUUUCUCCGAUUUACUUAAUUUAUCCGUUUGUUUGCCAAGUAGUGUUAUUCAUUUACCAUCUGGUAUGCAAUCGAAUGCGAUUCAUGAACAAAAUUACAGCGUAACAAAUAGCAUGACAAGUUCCGAUAUCAGUAGUUUAGCUAAUUUGGGGACGCCGGAUUCGCCACCUCGCGCAACAUCUCCAACGGUGGAAAUGCGCGAAUUAUUAGAUAAAAUUCAACAAUUACCGCAACACAAAAGCCCCCCGCUCAUACCGGAAACCCCGUUUCAUCAACCUCGGAUGAAGUUAUAUUUUAAUCGAACGAAAGCAAAAACUCUUUAUAUGCCUUUACAAAACGGCACUAAUAACGUUUUUCAGACGAAGAUAUCCCCAAAAACAAAUUGUUCGAGUUCUUGUGGGAUUUUUUCAAAAACUUCGUGGCUUUCGCGAUCAGCCCCAAACACACCGUGCGGAAAUUUUGUACCGAGUUUUUCAGUACCAAAAAAACCUGGGAGUCAUAAAGGAAGUAAAGUAAAAAUUAAUAAAGACGGAAGUCCACUUUUAAGAACUAAUAAAGAAGAUUCGGAUGAGGAUAACCAAUCGUUAAAGGACGAAAGAUUAUGAUCAUUCAAGGGGGUUGAUUUAUUAUAUUAUAAUAAAAACAAUAAAAUUUUUUAUUUAUUUAGCUACGUGUAAUAAUAAUAAAAUAAUAUUUUGGGUAAAUCUCAAAAAGAAAAUGCUAAAAGUGUACUUACGAAUCAAAAGAAAUUACUGUAAAAAACGAAUUUGAAUGCCCCCAAUUUAAAAUAUUAAAAGAAAUCAAUAAAAAUAAAUUUGUGUAGAUGGAAAAAACUCAGUACAAAACUACGACAGGUUGAAGUUAUACAGCGGAAGUUUAACAUGAAAAUAAAAGAUAAAUAAUAAAAAAAAACCUUCGGAAGUCCUCGCUAUUUUUUGUUGGUAAAAUGAACAAAAAUAAAAAAAAAAAACAGGUUAGUUAUAACGUGAAGAAGAAAAAGAUGAUUGUUACGUGUUUUAACGCUAAAUGUAAUUUUUUAUUAAUGAUGUCAAAGCGUUUAAUAAUGUAUUAAUAAAAAUUAUACAAACGUA